UUUAGCCUAUCACAGGUUGACCGGAAUUCCUCCGGACGAAGAAAACGCCAUGGCUCACAAGUUCAGUGGGGACUUUGCGGUGCGAACCGAGUUUGAGGAGAAUGAGGAUGAUGAGGCGGAGAAGUUCCAGCAGGUGCGUAAAGAGUUCGAGGAGAAUGAGGAUGAUGAGGCGGAGAAGUUCCAGCAGCUGAGCAAGUUGAGGAACCAAUCGUGCGCUCAGCAUGCGAUCCCGCAGGAAGCGAAGAGUCCCACCAUCGCAGCUGGAGAGCUUAAGAUGUCGCCCUCCUUGACCUCGGACAGCCACAGCUCGAACACCGACAAAGAGACGCUUGGUUUCGAGACAGACUCGCCUGUUCCCAAGUCCGUCAUGGCAUCUGGGGAGUGGACGAGGACGACGCUGGAGCUUCCAUCCACUCCGAUCAACUCGUCGAAACGAGCAGCUGCUGGAGGGAUGAGCAACUUCAUAAAGGUGAAGCGAAGAGAUGAUUGGCAAGAUGAAAAGACCCUGCUCCGCCGCCGGGCGGCCCGCUUGAUCAGCUCGCCCUAUGUGGCUAACUUUAUGGCGAUCAUUGUGAUCGUGGACUCUUACUGCACGUGCGCGGAUAUCGAUGCACGUGCAGCAAAUCCAGAUGACGGACGACCGGACGUUUGGAUCACACGACUCUCAGAGAUUUGUUUGGUUCUCUACACCGUGGAAUUGGUCCUGCUCUUGCUUUUGAAGGGCGUCUCCGUGUUGAAAAAGGAUCUCCUGAUGACAGUGGAUGUUCUAAUCGUGGUGUGUGGAUACACCGAGUGGUUCCUGGGGCAGUUCCUGCCGGAAGUCCUGGGAAAUUUGGGUGUCCUGCGGACGCUACGCUUUCUUCGAAUCAUCCGUCUUUUGCGUCUCUUGCGGAAGAUCCACGGGCUGCGAGAGCUGCAGAAACUCGUCAUCAUGAUGGCCACGUGCUUGAAGACUUUGGCGUGGUCAUUUCUAUUCUGCUUUGUGAUCAUGACAGUGUGGGCGAUGCUUAUGGUCGAGUUAGUGCAUCCACUCAUUGGAGAAAUCUACAAAGAGAAUAGCACAUUUGCGGAGGAGUGUCCUCAAUGCAUUUCAGCAGCUAGCUCUGUGAUGCAUGCGAAUCUGUUGCUCUUCAAGACAGUGAUUGCGGGUGAUAGUUGGGGGUUGAUCGCGGUGCCGGUGAUAGAGCGCUAUCCCGCCACGGCCUUGAUUUUCAUGGGCUCCCAAUUAACCAUCGUCUUCGGAGUCUUGAACCUCAUCGUGGCCGUGGUCGUCGAUACCUUCGCGGAGGCGCGUGAGCGCGACGUGCUCAAUCUGGCGGAGGAGAUGGAACGGAACCACGAAAACGACAAGAAGUUCCUCCAGAAGGUCUUCGAGCGCAUUGACGAAGACGGGAGCGGCGAGCUGACACUGGAAGAGCUGGUGGAAGGAGCUCGCCAGGACCCUGAGUUUCAGAGUCGUUUGCGGGUGAUGGACAUCGAUGAGGUGGAUUUGCAGCAGCUCUUUGAAAUGAUCGAUGUAGAUGGCAGUGGAUCCAUAGAAGCGCACGAGUUCAUUGCACCCUUGAGCCGGUGGGUGCAUGAGUCCAAGACGGCGCCGAGAUUUAUCAAGUACAACAUGUUGCGGAGCAUGCAACAGCAAGACGAAUUGUACAGACAGUCCUGGUACCAGUUUAAUGCGCUGAGCACCAAACUCGAGGAGCUCUCAAGCACCGUGGAUCAUUUGGCCCAUCGGGGUCCUUCAGAGUCAGUGGCCCCGUCGGUGCCGUCAGAGAUGUCCUCUCCUGAGGAGGCGUCGCCCAACCAUCGCUCCUCACGGCGCUCCUCGCGGCCCUCGCGGAUGUCGGACCGGACUGCCUCCUUGGACGAGGUCGAAGGCAUGAUGUCGCCGCAGGAGAAGGCGGAAGACGUGGCCUCAGAGCAUCCCGAGGGCCCAGCAGAGCAGCCUCAAGCUUCCUCCCUGAUGUUUGAUUGGCGGCCCGGCCCCAGGCCUGCGCGGAACCGCUUGGGCAGCGAAGAGGGUCACUUCGUCAGGAAACAUUCCCUCGAACAGAUCCACGAAAACCAGCGAUCGUCCUCGGCUUCGACGGGUCCCGGAGCUUCCGCGGUGGGCACGCUGGAGAUGUCGGAGCUCUCGGCUGCCUUUCAAUCGAACUCGCGGCUACUGAAGGUCCUGAUUGUGGGAAUUUCAGGUAGAUCAGGUAGACCUUUGCUCCUGAACAACGGCUGAAGCAGUCAUCAACGAUCCUCAGCCCUCCGUCAGCGAGGCAUGCGAUCCAUGAGGAGUUGGGUGCCCGAGGAAAUCCGUCACUGAGCCACGUUGGGAGUCGUCGCGGGAGCACGACCCUGAAGAAGAAAGGGGACUCCACAAAGAACUGGCUUUUGUCCCACACUCGUCACGGUUCCUCUGGACAUGAGGAUUCAGCCACGAGAAGGAGCAGUCGAGAGAAUACUCGUCAAGGUUACGAGGUCACUGCGAAGGCUUCGAAGGACUCCAAUACAAGUGAUGCAGACAGGGCCAACAGCCCCAAGCAGGAGGAGGAUGGAACUGGAUCAGCUCAAGUGGAGGCGAUAGGCGAACGCAUCACCCGAAGUCGACGACGAAUCAACACACAAGAACUACCGCGGCCAAUGUCGCGACGUGCAGCAAGAAAUAGUCUUGCCAACAACGCCUUCCGUUUUUCAGCAUUUCAGGACUGAAGGCGCGGCUUGCCUUGAGAAUCUUAUUUGUUGCC
Molecule: messenger RNA, 2732 nt
Organism: Durusdinium trenchii
Lineage: Eukaryota; Dinophyceae; Suessiales; Symbiodiniaceae
Source: the annotation of a GenBank genome assembly